AUGCAGGUGCUUCCAUUCGACGUCGUAGCAUGCAGCUCAUAUGAGGAUCAAUAUCCACCUCAUCAGCUACUAGUCACUCAUCAAAACAGUGUUAAUGCAGGCUGGGCUACCCAGAGAUUCUCUCAUUUUCCUCAAGUGCUUGUCAUCAAAUUAUCUGCAAACUGUCGAAUACGGAAGCUUCAAUUGCUGGUGCACCAUUACAAGAUUCCAACAAAGAUGGAGAUCCAUGUUGCCAAAACCUCGUCUCUGGGUCAGAAACCAUCAGCUAACCUUUUACUGAAUGGUGAUACUGACGAAGAUGACGGUUUCGAGGAUUCGUACUUGUCGAAUGGACAUCGGCAGAGAUCUACUCGGAAAGUGGAGUUUGUUCGACUAGGAUACGUGGUGCUUAAUGAUAACGCCAAAAUGGGGUAUCGAGCUAGAGAGCUCAAGUCAAUUUAUUUGGACGUUGAGGGCGACUAUGUUAAGAUACUGCUGCACAAGCCCUACGUUAAUCAAUUGAACCUCUACAACCAAGUGGCUCUGAUCGCUGUCAAUGUGCUCGGUCAGAUACGUGAUUCAGCAUAUUACGCACAAUCGAUACCUACCGCCCAUGCACUAUUUGGAGAGGAAGGACUGGAUCCACCUCAAUCAAAUGCUAUGGGUGCUCUAUGGGGAUUAGUGCACAAGACCGCAACAGAUCAGAAAGUUGGGCUUUCAGACGAUUUGGCUUUUCGAAUGGCUCGAGAUAAAGAGACUAUGGAAUUGGUUGAGGCUAUACAACUUGCUAAACAUCAGGCCGUACUAGAUGAAGAUUUUUUGCUGGCGAAAUCUCUGAAACAUGCGCGUGAUGCUGCUACUCUGACUGGAGAAGAUAUUGCUCUAUUGGAGAAGGAUUUGCAGGAUGCAAUAUCUGCAGAAGAUUACGAGCAAGCACAGUCUAUUAGAAACGAAGUGGAGAGCCAUUUACAAGAUUUGAGAUCAAAACUAGACGUUCUUGGUCUAGAGUGGACGGCUGAUGGCGACGUUAUCCGCAAACGAGCGCACCUUGUCAAGAAUAUUGAAGAAUCACUACCAGAACCACCGCCGCCAGUCUUAAUACCCGAUGAGCAAUCACCACCAAUUCGUAGUCUUACAGAGCAGAGGCGCAUGUCGCAGUUUAUGGGCUCCGAACCUGCUCUCUCCCCCAAAUCGAAAUCCAUCGAUGCAGGGCCUGUACAUGUACCAAGUAAACACAAGGAGCUAGAGAAAGAGAAGGAGCGAGAGCCAGAAACUGCUCCAGAAGACGAAGAGACUCGUCCAGAAUAUCAGAAGCCACCUACAUCAACCGAGCAACUCGCAAGGACGCCACCACCAGGAUCGCCAACAUCACCACAAGCACAUCGAAUGGAAGCGAAAGCUCCAGCUGCUGUCAAGUCACCAAAAGCAACCACGAUGUCACGAGCAUCAUCAGGUUCCGAAAUGCCGAAAUCGAAAUCUAAACAGGCCGACGAUGGACUAACUGAUGAUCAGAGUCGUGAUUGGGAAUCAUGUAUUCAAGUAUUUGGGCAACCCAGUAUAGCCAAGUUUUUGUCGAAAGAGUCGGGAUCUAGGGAACAAGGAUUGAAGGACAUGGCACGGCAUAUAGCUCAAAUUGCUCCCAUUGGUGGAAAAUCGGGUAGCACCGUAUCAGAGUCGGUUGUCAGAGCUGGAUAUCAAGUUUCGACAAAGGCUUUCACGUAUACGAGUGAAAAGUGUUUGUGUCUCGCAUUGGAUUUUGAAAGAGCUGUUCAGAGGCUCUCUGCAUCCGCAAACUUGAGUGCUUCUACUGUUAGUGGUCACCUCGAGGAAAUCACUCCUGUGAUAUUGGCUCUUGUGGCCCAUUCGAAUACACGAGUUAAACAGGCAGCAGUUGACGUGAUUGUAGAACUAGGAAGUAGUUCCCCAUCCCUAGUCCUCCCUAUCCUAACGCAACCAUUCCCGACAAAGAAACCCCCAUUACCCAAAGUGGCUAUCGGCAGACUCGAAGUCAUUUCGAGACUCCUGGACGAAUACGGCCUAGAUAAUCGAGGUAGUCUCAAUGCUGAAUCUGUCAUGGCUUUAGCAGGCCCACUACUACAAAGUUCCGCCCACGAAGUCCGAGAAGCAUCUGUUGUCGUGACUGCCAAAAUUGCUGUCAAAGGAUCACGAGGUGUCAUUGAUCCAUACCUCAAGCCUCUGAGGCCUCAACAAGUCCAGAAUGUUGAGGAUGCUAUUACGAAAGCCAAUGGACAUGAUGUUAAGCCAAAGGCUAAGAAUGCUAGACAGCCCGUAGUUCCAAAGUCGUCUGAUGAGCCACAGCCGACCAAGGCCCAAGCUGCUAAGAUUCAGAAACUGCAGAGUCAAUUACAAGAGCUUCGGAAACUUACGUCAGAGCGUACUGAUGUUGGUGACCAUGCAUCACCAAAGUCUAAGGGAAUGACAUCAGACGAUGAGGAGGAGCCACACGAGGAAGCGACAAAAAAGAGAUUCUUUGGAUUGAAUUUCGGUCGGAAGUCUCAAGCUUCAAUUGAUCCACACAGAGCAGAGGGAGAAGUUGAUGACGCUGUUGCAACUGCUGCUGCCAAGAAAGGGAGCAAGCCAAACAAGGCAUUUAAAACACCAGAUGCAGCUCCCAUGCAGAAGAAUUCGGAAGUGCACAACAACAAUGAUUGGAACUUUGACCGACGCUGCAUUUUCUGUGAUGAGCAGAACGACUCUUUUACGGUAUUUGGACAAGUUGUGUUUGAUGGCGAUCAGAAUCGUGUGCUCAUUCUGCUUCAAAUCAUUCAGGAAGAGAAUCUGGACUCUCAUUACCUCAAGGACUGCAAAAUGCUGACCAUUUGCGUCUUGUGCAAGAAGACCGUUGAGAUAUCUACACUUUCUGAGCACAUGUUCUCAGAAUGUGAUUUGAAAAAAACGGUCAAGAAGUGUCCGAGAUGUCAUGAAGCGGUAUUGGAAAAAGAGUAUCUGUCGCAUGUUGCUAAGCGGGAAUGUAGAGCGCAUUCCAAAGAUAGAGAAAUCGCUCGGUGUCCAUUAUGUCAUGAAGACAUACCUGCCUCGGAUUCGGGAUGGAGAGAUCACUUACUCAAAGAAGGAUGUCGUGGAUCUACUCGUGAUUCCGACAGACGAAAAUCACGAUCCAAAGAACCAUCACAACAACCCCCAUCACCGGAACGUGAGCCGAAUAAAAAGUCUGCUGUUGUGAAAAAGACUGCCACUGGUGCUGCUGCUAAGCGAAGCGGUAGCCAUGAAAGGACUAAAUAA
Molecule: messenger RNA, 3243 nt
Organism: Synchytrium microbalum
Lineage: Eukaryota; Fungi; Chytridiomycota; Chytridiomycetes; Synchytriales; Synchytriaceae
Exons: 18
Coding region: 1-3243 (1080 amino acids)
Cellular component (GO): cilium
Source: RefSeq, a predicted model, not a curated record